Gallus gallus (chicken) is the source of this 3535-nucleotide messenger RNA. It is a transcript of the gene FAN1, whose product is annotated as FANCD2/FANCI-associated nuclease 1. Gene Ontology annotation, biological process: interstrand cross-link repair. The transcript is spliced from 13 exons. Lineage: Eukaryota; Metazoa; Chordata; Aves; Galliformes; Phasianidae. The record is from RefSeq and is a predicted model, not a curated record. The coding region runs from base 258 to 3362 and encodes 1034 amino acids. Gene Ontology annotation, molecular function: 5'-flap endonuclease activity; 5'-3' exonuclease activity; flap-structured DNA binding. Gene Ontology annotation, cellular component: nucleus.
GGCGGGCGGCUGCGGGCCGCAGCGCGUGCGGCGGCCGUUGGGCCUCAGGAGGCGCGUGUGGUACUUCAGCUCGGCUGCGGGGCGCUGCGCGGGGGAUCUCGGCGUGCUCGGAGGAGCCGUGAAGGCGCCGGAGAAGUGCUGUGAGGCGGAUGGGUCGUGCAAAGAUAGAAGUCUUUUUCCCAUUUAACUGUUGCAGAACGAGCAAGUAUGCCCUGACCUGAGCUGCUUGUGCCGCGGAAAGGCUUUGAAGUUCCAUCAUGUCCGAAUCCAGGCCUUCAGGAAGGAGAAAAGCCCAAAUCGCUUUGUCAGCGAGUGGAAAGAAGACAAAAAAAGAAACGGUGAAGAAGGUGGAAGGUAAAGGAAUGCCCUCUAUACCUCCGCAAUCUUCCUCUAUUAUUUCGUUUUUCAACAACGUCCCCCCUGCCAAAGUUACCUGUCCCGUGUGUGGGCAGAUGGUGCCGAGGUACGGGAUAAACCAGCACAUGGAUGAGCUGUGCCAGAGCGGCUGCGCUGGGCUGGGUGCUGCUGGUGAUGGUGGUGCAGCUCUCCUUACUACCCAAAGUGUGCCAGGUGCAGCUGUGAGCAGCAGUUCCAGUCCGUAUUGCUCAGAGCUUUCACGUCUAAGAACAAGUCCUUCCCAAAGCAGUGUGCUGAAAGCAGAACGGAGGGCAGUGCAGCAGGUUAGUCCUUAUUUUAGCAACAAGGGUUCAGUCAGUGACGUUUGCACUGAGCCACUGGAGCAAACGGUUAAAGUCGUCUCUUUGGGAAGCUUGUCAUCUAAACUGUCCAGGAGACGUCGCAUCCAGAGAGGAAAACAGAUCGUGUAUAAAGAGAUGGACUCCUCACCUCUGGCUGCUCACAGUGUGGGCGAUGGUGCUGAUGAGAUCUGUGCUGGGCAUUGUUCUCAGAAAGAAAAUGAGCUUGUUCAGGGAGUGCACCCGGAACAAAAUCCCUCAGAGAAGAAGUCUGAAUUUCAAGCUGAAAUAAACGAAUGUAAUAAGGGAGAUCUUACAGAUGUUGUUCAGGUAUCACUACCGGCUGACAACGGCAGAAGAGUGCUAUUUGGUGCGAGGAACUGCAGAGCGGGAAGUAGAUCUAAAGGCGUGGUGCUCAGUCCCAGUAAUUCUCAAACACAUCUGGCUGUUGGUACCUCAGCAGAGCUGGACAGCAGUUCAGAGGUUAAGGCACAGCCUCAUGCUCAGUGUGUUCUGUCUUUAGAGGUGGAAGAGAACUGCGGUACACAAAGCUGCUUUAAUGACAGCGAUGAACAGGUACUUCCUGUGGAAGUUCUUGAAGACUUUAAUUAUGAGUUUAAUCAUAAUUUAUCAGAAACUGUGGAAAAGGUGGAGUCUCAAAAUUCCACUGGUGAUAUUUUAAGUAAAAUAAAUGAGGUUAGUUCUCCUGGUCACCCAUAUUACCUCCGAAACUUUUUAAUGGUGUUGCGAGCAGUGUUGGAGAAUGAAGAUGAUGUGACACUCUUUGAUGAGCAAGAUAUGAACGUUAUUACUCAGUUCUGCCAAUUAUCAGUUGGUGGGCAGAAGUUAUACGUGAGACUUUUUCAACGUAAGCUGAACUGGUUAAAAGUGAACAAAAUUGAGUAUGAAGAGAUAGCUAUGGAUUUGUCACCAAUCAUUGAAGAACUGGUUGAAGCCAGAUUUCUGCAAACAGAAUCUGAACUGGAAGACCUGUGUGAAGGUUUGGAUUUGCUUUCUGCCGCUGAACUAAAAUCUUUGGCAAAGAUCUUUCACUUGCCAAACCCAAAUGGUCAGAAACAACAACUUGUGGAUGAUUUCCUGAGGUUGGCAAAGCAACGUUCGGUCUUCAGCAGGAAUCAGGCUGGCGUCGGGACUGUUAUUUUAAAAAGGGCAAAGGAUCUGGCUGGAAGAUCAGUCAGAAUAUGUAAAGGCCCUCGAGCUGUCUUUUCUCGAAUCCUGCUGCUGUUUUCACUGACUGAGUCAGUGGAGGACGAAGAAGCUGGUAGUGCUGGUCAAGGCCAGCUCUUCACAGUUCUUAUGAUAAACAUGGGACGUAUGGUAUUCCCCAGUUACGCUGUAAAUAGAAAAACACAAGUCUUUCAGGACAGAGAAGAUCUUAUCAGGUAUGCAACUGCUGCUCACCUGUCAAACGAUAUAGCCACUGCAAUGGUAAAUGGGAACUGGGAAGAAGCUCAUCAUCUGUAUAUGUGUGCAAAAGAAACCUGGAACAAUCUGAAAAAUGACCCCUCCUUGAGCUGUCACAGAGCUCUACCCGAGUAUCUGCGACGUUUCACAGUUGGCUGGAAAUACACCAGGAUACUUUCUCAAGGUGUUGAAAUUUUGCAGAGACUUCACAUGUAUGAGGCAGCAGUGCAGGAGCUGCAGACGCUUUUGGCUCAGGAUGUGUAUUGUACUGACAGCAGAGGGCGGUGGUGGGAUCGCCUCGCUCUGAAUUUACAUCAGCACUUGAAAAACACCCAGCAGGCCGUUGACUGCAUUAGGAAUGGACUGGCUGACCCAUUUGUACGGACAGGGCACCGACUCGCUCUCUACCUGCGGGCCCAACGCAUCAGAGACUCACCGAGCUGCAGGCAGUUCAGGUGCCUAUUUCGUGAUUUGCCAGACAUAACUGUGGAGGAUGUGGCACAUGUUACAAUCAAGGGAAAGAUGUGUCCUCAAACAAAAUUGGGAAAAUCUGUGUUUCUAAUGGAGGAUAUCGGUGAUGAAGAAGAAGGAGGCAAAGACUGCAGUGUGUCCACAGUCAUGUGCUCAGUUGAGGAGCUUGCAUUAACUCAUUACAGACAGAAUGGUUUUGAUCAGGGUAUUCAUGGAGAGGGUUCAACAUUUAUUACACUAUACGGUAUUCUAAUGUGGGAUAUCAUUUUCAUGGAUGGCAUACCUGAUGUCUUCAGAAAUUCCUAUCAGAUGUUCCCCCUGGAUUUGUACACUGACUGCUUCUAUGAGAACAGGAGGGAUGCCAUUGAGGCCAGGCUCCAGCAGCUUCACAGAUCUUCCUUGGAGACUCUGGCAAACUUGAUUGCCGACAUCUGGACCACUCAGGAGGGAAAAGCAGCAGCACUGGUUAGCUGGGGACUUUUUAGUUCCCUCCAGCAGGCUCAGAGCCUCGUCUCUUGCCUUGGAGGAGUGUUUCUGAGUGGUGUUUUUAGGCGACUUUCCAAAGAUCUGCGCCAUUGCAGAGGGGGGCUUCCUGAUCUGGUUGUGUGGAGUACUCACAGCAAUCACUUCAAGCUGGUGGAAGUAAAAGGCCCCAACGAUCGCCUGUCCCACAAGCAGAUGAUCUGGCUGAGUGAGCUGAAGAAGCUGGGGGCUGCUGUAGAAGUUUGUCAUGUACAAGCAGUUGGAGCUAGGAGCAAACGCCUCAGUUGACAAAAGGUCUCUUAUCCACAUGGGUAACUUGGUUGUUUCUAAGGAUGGGACAUGCUACACGCUACCAGUUACUGCUUCUUAGUGCACAAAACAUCCUAAAGAAUAGUCUGAGAAAACUGUAUGAGUUACUGUCUGUCACUUGUGUUCAGCAGAAUAAAGCAUUUUCUUCUGUA